Messenger RNA from Solanum verrucosum, 728 nucleotides. Its product is annotated as histone H2A-like. The record is from RefSeq and is a predicted model, not a curated record. The transcript is spliced from 2 exons. The coding region runs from base 87 to 524 and encodes 145 amino acids. Gene Ontology annotation, cellular component: nucleosome. NCBI's taxonomy places the organism in Eukaryota, Viridiplantae, Streptophyta, Magnoliopsida, Solanales, Solanaceae. Gene Ontology annotation, molecular function: DNA binding; structural constituent of chromatin; protein heterodimerization activity.
AAUUCAAUCACAAUCAAUUCAAACGAAAGCAAUACAAAUUAUUCAUUGAAAUUAUCAUUUGGGGUUCAGUUUUUUUGAGCUAAAAAAUGGAGAAGAAGGGUGCUGGAGGAAGAAAAGGUGGUGGUCCAAAGAAGAAGUCAGUUACAAGAUCUGUUAAGGCUGGAUUACAGUUUCCGGUGGGUAGAAUUGGGAGGUAUUUGAAAAAGGGUCGUUAUUCUCAGCGAGUUGGAAGUGGUGCACCUGUUUAUCUUGCUGCUGUGCUUGAGUACCUUGCUGCUGAGGUUUUGGAAUUGGCUGGAAAUGCAGCGAGAGACAAUAAGAAGAACAGAAUUAUACCAAGGCAUGUUUUGUUAGCUGUGAGGAAUGAUGAAGAACUUGGAAAGCUUCUAGCUGGUGUAACCAUUGCUCAUGGAGGUGUUCUUCCUAACAUCAAUCCAAUUCUUCUGCCUAAGAAAUCUGAUAAAGUUGGAAAAGAAUCUACUAAAUCACCAUCUAAGGCUACCAAAUCACCACGAAAGGCUUAAAUUUGUGAAGAGCAACACUUCUCGUAAUGGACACUCUACCAAAGUUGCAUGAUUUAGGAUUUUAUGACUUGUGUUUGUUCAAAUAAUCUGUCAAUGUACGUAGGUUUUGGUAUCUAUUUUCUGUUUGUAGUAAGGCUUAAAAGUACUUGUUUUAUGUUUUGUAAAACAAAUCAUUUGCAGUUUUAUCAAUUAUUACUUCAAUGG